This is a messenger RNA of Diabrotica balteata, 1449 nucleotides long. NCBI's taxonomy places the organism in Eukaryota, Metazoa, Arthropoda, Insecta, Coleoptera, Chrysomelidae. The record is from the annotation of a GenBank genome assembly.
AUGUUUGCAGAAAGACGAGAAUUUCUUGCCGCUCUGAAAGAACGGGCAUUAAAUUCAGAAGCUGAGCUCAAAGUAAAUACUGACCAGUCCAUUACACCAGAAAGUGAUACAGCCAUGUUUUCGAAUUUGGAAUGUGAACAACGAGAAAACAGGAAAAAAAAACAAGAAAAUAUCGAUUCUCGUUUUGAUAUUUGUAAAGCUGAUAUUUCUGAAGCUGGUUGUAGCAGAGAUGCACCUAGUGAAAGGAUUACUGAGUUCUUUGGAAGCGAUAUCGACGACAGUGACAAGGAUCCAGAUUAUGAACUUCCUGAAUCAGAUGACUCGAAUAGUAUUCCAUUGGUUUCGUUUGAAAAUACAAUAGAUCCAAAUCAAUUGAAUAAAAAUAAAAAAGGAAGAAAAUCGGUAAAAGGUGAUACUAGAGCAAUGAGGAAAAAAAGAAAAAUGGAAAGAAAUGCAGAAUUUUGGGAGUUAGGGGAUUAUAAUAAAAGGGUUGCUUACUGUUCAAGUCUUAUUUUGAGGCAGGAAAAAAAGACAAUGAAACUUAAUUCAUCAAAAACAAGAGCUUGUAGCUAUCAGUAUCACUUCAAGAUCGCAGGUGAGCUCGUUGAAGUUUGUAAACAGUGCUUUCAAAAAACAUUUGAUUUGUCGAAUAAGUUUAUAGAAAAUGUUAUUACAAAAACUAGCUUUUCCGGUAUAACAACAGAAGAUAAAAGAGGAAGCCAUAUACCUGCGAAUAAAAUAAAUUCAGACAGAAUUGACAUGAUAAAGCAACAUAUAGGUCUUAUACCUACAUACAAAAGUCAUUAUUGUCGUGAAAAAACUGGAGAUAGACGUUUUUUGCCUUCUUUUUAUACAUUGACCAGAAUGUAUGAUGAAUAUAAAGCUUGGAUCCAACCUCAAAGUCCCGUAAGACACACAAGAAUGGAGUGUGAUAGCGACCAUUCGAUAAUUGAAAAAAAAAAGAAAAAAUAUGAAAGCCGAAUUGAACAUCCAAGAGACUGGUAUCAACUUGUUCGACUGUGUGGUAAAAGAUAUCCCUUUAAGGUUCAAGAAAUGACUAGAAAUGAUUUUAUUGAUUUUGCAAGUUUACUAAAGAGUUCAUUACAAGUAAGAAAGGUAGAUAAUGACGGUAACCGCUUUAUUUGGAAAGAUGUCAAAUGGAUUAGAUAUCAAAAAGAAUUUGGACUGUUUUCGUAUAAAAAUAGUUACAAAGAAGAUGAACCAUUUAAAACAAUGAAUUUUCUUAGAAGAGGUUUCUCAUCUCCUCCAUUAAAUCUACCAAAAUGUAAAUAUCCAAAUCCAAUUUCUUCAGAAAAAAAAAGUAAUCUAAUGGAUUUAUUACCAUACAUAGAUGACGUAUUUCACGAUUUCUAUAAAAACUUACCUACGCAGACCGAUGUUGCAGACUACUGUUCAGAAGAAGAAGAAGAUAUACUAGAUGACGAUUAG